AUGUCGCCUUCCCGCAUCAUCAAGGCCGGCGCUUUGGCGCUUGCCUGUGCGAGUACCGUCUCGGCGACCCAGAAGUAUACCCUCGAUUCGAGCGAUGACUACAAGGGAUCGAACUUUUUCGAUUUCUUCGAUUUCAUGAGUGGCCCCGAUCCUACCGCCGGGUAUGUUCAAUAUCAAGACAAGCAGAAAGCAAUGUCCUCUGGACUUGGAGGGCCUUUGGCUUCGACUUCGGGCAAUCAAGCCUACAUGGGAGUUGAUCACUGGAACAAAUACAACCCAACUGGAGUCGGACGGCCCAGCGUGAGAAUCGAGUCCAAGAAGACAUACAACCAUGGUCUUUUCCUCCUCGAUCUCGCCCACAUGCCGGCAUCUGUUUGUGGAACCUGGCCCGCGUUUUGGACCUACUCAGACGUGAACUACCCGUCGCAAGGAGAGAUCGACAUCUUGGAGAAUAUCCACGAGAACACCGUCUCCUUGGAGGCGCUCCAUACCUCACCCGGUUGCGUCGUCGCCGGGAACCAACAUGGUCUCCAGCAGUCAGGUAAACAGGAAACCUACAAUUGCGAUGAUAAAGCGACAAGCAGCCCCUUCGGCUCCCAAUAUGAGAACCAAGGUUGUGCAUCCACCAACACCGACCCCGCCUCGUAUGGUUCCUCGUUCAACAAAAACGGAGGUGGCGUCUAUGCCAUGGAAUGGACAAGCGAUGUGAUUCAGGUCUGGAACUUUGGUGCAAACAGCAUCCCCAGUGAUAUCAAAUCUGGUAACCCAGAUCCAUCUAAAUGGGGAUUGCCGACUUUCACCACCGCCAAGGGCCAAUGCGAUAUUGAUUCUCACUUCAAGGACCACAAGAUUGUUCUUGACACUACAUUCUGCGGAAACUGGGCUGGUCAAUCAGUAUUUUGGGAGGCUACUUCAUGCUAUGACAAAGUCAAGUACCCUACUUGCAAUUCUUAUGUUGCAGCCAACCCCGACAAAUAUAAGGAUGCUUUCUGGCUCAUCAACGGCUUGAAGGUGUACAAGAAGACCACCGUCGUAUCGUCCAGCAGCACUCUUCUACGACCUCGAACACUUCUACAGCAUCCUCGACCUCUAACAUCCUCGACCUCUAAGUCUUCUACGACCUCGAACACUUCUACAGCAUCCUCGACCUCUGAAGUCUCACCAACCACCUCACCCACCAAAGGCUCCACCUCAAGCGCGCCUACCGCAUCCAGCUCGUCCGUGAGAUACCAGAACUCUACCUCAACGGCAUCUGAAAGUGUGACAUCGGCAUCUGAGAGUAUGACAACAUCCACCGUCUACACCACAAGUGUCUACACCGUCACCUCUUGUGCACCCACAGUCACCAACUGCCCCGCCCAUGUAGGCAAGGUAACCACUGAGAUUAUCGCUCUCUACACAACCGUCUGCCCAGUUGGAAGCUCGCCCACACCCGCCCCAAGACCGACUUCCGUUCCCGCAGGAGAUCUGACUACAUCUACCUUGUACACAACUAAGAUCUACACCAUCACUGCGUGCCCUCCCUCAGUGACCGACUGCCCAGCUGUCAUCGGAAAGGAGACCACCGAGGUCAUUUCUCUGACCACGACAAUUUACCCCAAUCCAGCACCCACCGACGAACCCACAACCACGAUAACUUUUAUCAAUCCAGCACCCACCGCUGUCUGCACUCCAGGCGCCGUAAACUGCCCUUCCGGUGAGGAACCCACGACCACGAUAACUUUUAUCAACCCAGCACCCACCGCUGUCUGCACUCCAGGCGCCGUAAACUGCCCUCCCGGUGGCAAUCCAAGCACACCGAUCGUUAAUGGAACCUCGCAGUGGAACUCCACUCGCACCGAAACUCGUAUUCCUGUUGUGACUCUCAGCACUCUGUCAAUCAGUGCUCCAGUGCCAGUUGCCCCAACUCCAGUUGGACCAACUGGAGGUGCCGCAGCUCCUAGCGCCCCACCAGUGUUCGCAAGUGGUGCUGAGGGUAUGAGAGUUGGAGGAUUCGUUGCCAGUGUCGUUGGAUUGGUUGCUGUUUUCGGAAUGCUGUAA
Molecule: messenger RNA, 2040 nt
Organism: Venustampulla echinocandica
Lineage: Eukaryota; Fungi; Ascomycota; Leotiomycetes; Helotiales; Pleuroascaceae
Exons: 4
Coding region: 1-2040 (679 amino acids)
Biological process (GO): glucan catabolic process
Molecular function (GO): hydrolase activity, hydrolyzing O-glycosyl compounds
Source: RefSeq, a predicted model, not a curated record